Candoia aspera is the source of this 2360-nucleotide messenger RNA. RefSeq names its product egl-9 family hypoxia inducible factor 3 (gene EGLN3). The coding region runs from base 118 to 1083 and encodes 321 amino acids. NCBI's taxonomy places the organism in Eukaryota, Metazoa, Chordata, Lepidosauria, Squamata, Candoiidae. Gene Ontology annotation, cellular component: nucleus; cytoplasm. Gene Ontology annotation, molecular function: L-ascorbic acid binding; peptidyl-proline 4-dioxygenase activity; ferrous iron binding. The record is from RefSeq and is a predicted model, not a curated record. The transcript is spliced from 5 exons. Gene Ontology annotation, biological process: peptidyl-proline hydroxylation to 4-hydroxy-L-proline; cellular response to hypoxia.
CGAACAUGGCAUUUCCCGCAUGGGGCUCGCUCGGGCAGGGCCAUACGCAACGGCGGCGGUAUGCCGUCCCCCUGGUAAGGCGAUGCCGGCUGCCAGGCGGAUCUGACUUGCCUCCAAAUGGCCUCGGGCAGGGAAGCAGCCGUGCAGCCUCCGGCCGAACUCAGUGGAGACUCAGUAGAAAGCAUGAGGAAGAUUUUCAUCGGUCACCCCGAGAGCAGCGAGGAUGGUGACCGAGGCGGGCGAAGGGAGCAGCCGGAGGGGCUGGCGAGGGGCUCCCCGGGAGCUCUCCUCUCCCUCGGGAACUCGGAGGAGGCGCGAGUGGUCGAGAGCGCGUUGCCCUCCGGCCCUUCGCCUCCUAAGAGGGCGCCUCUCCGAGAGCACCGCCGAGAUGCUCAGAGGCUAGUCUUACACUAUAUAGUGCCUUGCAUGAACGCCUAUGGCUUGUGCGUGGUAGACCACUUCCUGGGAUCCCGGAUAGCCGAGAAAAUCUUCCAAGAAGUCCUGGCUUUGCACCUGAGUGACAAAUUCCAGGACGGAGCCCUGGCGAGUCAGAAACUGGGCAGCAACAAAGCCAUCCGCGGGGACAAGAUCUUGUGGGUAGAGGGCAGUGAACCAGGAUGUGAGAACAUAGGCUACCUCCUGAAAAAAAUGGAUAAGCUCAUCAUGUACGCAGAUGGGAAGCUGGGGCAUUACAAAAUUAGAGGAAGACACAAGGCUAUGGUAGCUUGCUAUCCUGGGAAUGGAACUGGCUAUGUGCGUCAUGUGGACAAUCCCAAUGGAGAUGGGCGCUGUAUCACCUGCAUUUAUUACCUGAACAAGAACUGGGAUUCAAAGCUGCAUGGGGGGAUUCUACGAAUAUUCCCAGAGGGCAAGUCCUAUGUAGCUGAUGUUGAGCCCAUCUUUGACAGAUUACUUUUUUUCUGGUCAGACCGAAGAAACCCACAUGAAGUGCAGCCUUCCUAUGCAACAAGAUAUGCCAUGACUGUGUGGUAUUUCGAUGCUGAAGAAAGAGCAGAAGCCAAAAAGAAAUUCAGGAAUUUAGUUGAUGCAGGAAAGACAGAAGCCGUUCUCAGUGAAGACUGAAUAGCGAUUGACCGGAUACAAUUUUUGUGUAGUGAUGAUUUUUGGACUAUCUGCAAGCAAUAAGAUCCAAAGAUUACAUGGCCUGUUUCUGAUGAUUAUUGGAUACUCUUCAAUGCACUAUUUUUGGCACUGUCUAAUAUUUGCAUAUUACAGUGAUGGUACUCAUGGCGGCUUCCAAUCUCUUCUCUUUGGCAUAAGCACCACUCUGUUCUUCUUGCCUUUUAAUUGAAGAAUACCACGAGAAUGAAGAAUAUUACCAAAUCUCGUAUGAUAUCAAGAUGAAGUUGGCAAUACUAGUAAUAAAAAUAUUAAACAUUUGAAAUAGUUGGAGAAACCUGAGUCUUAUUUGCACUUUAGUUACAUUUUCUGGUUCAGUGGGAAGGAACUUUACGAAGGAUCCUCUAUGGCAGACUGCAGAUGAGCAACACAAGCAAGCUGAGAUGCAAACCAGAACUGCAUGUUUGUCAGGAGCCAAAUUCAUCAUGUCAGUGCAAAGCUUUUGUUGGGGUGCCUCACCAUUUUGCUUACAGACUGUUGGCUUCACUGGCCUGUAUCUUUAAUUGCUGAAUUGAAGCCUCCCACUUGCCAUAAAAUUGCCUGGAUUUUAUCCACAUUGCUAAAGCCAAGCAACAGCAGUUCCAUCACUUUGCCUUUUAGAGUCCCCAAACAGAGGUGGUAGCAGUUAUGCAGCUACCCAUGAUGUUUUUUAAAAAUACUUCCUUUGUGGGAUAGCUCUGGGAAUGAUUUUCAUCAUCUUUCAAUACUUCAUUUUGUGAAACAGCCAGCCAGCCUCACCAGCUCCUGCCCAUUGCAAACUUUUGGGAAAUAUUGAUGGCAGGCUAAGAGCAAGUAUGCCAAGAAAUCAUCUAAUCAAACUUGAUUUUCAUUUAAAUAUUUUUUUAAAUUGAUCUUCCACUAGUCACACUUCGUAUGUGACAAAAGUUGAACUCCAGCAAUUGAGCAUAUUGUUGUUAAGACUGGCUUGAUGGAUAACUAGCCGAUGAAGAGACAUGGAAAGCCAUGUUCAGCUGGCUCAUAUCUGUUAUAAAUAGUACAGUUCUACUUUGGAAGCAUUUGCAGUGGCCACUGAAAAUGGCAUGGAUACAUGCAUUAGGUUGUAGUGUAAAUUUUGGAUCUGUUAUAAAUGGGGCUAGGAUUGUACAACUGUAUCUCAGACCUAAUCACUGUUGUUUUGGAACCCGUAAGAAAGUGUGCUUUGAACUGCAGACUUACAACUCAGUUUUAAGAUUUGAUAUGCCAGCAAAAUAAAUAAAUAA